CCAGGGUGCAUAGCGGACUUCCCUGACUGCGGCCGUCGGGGCGAAGGGGAGGGGCUUCGCCAAGGUGGGGCAGAAGGGGGCGUGAGCGGACGGAGAGGCGGCUGCAGGCCGGAGAACAGGCGGAGGGCAAGGGCCGGUCGGAAGGAGACCACAGGCCAUGGCCGGGGCGGCUCCUGCGCCGGUAUCCAUGUCAUUUGAUGAUGUAGCCAUGUAUUUCUCAGAGCAAGAAUGGAAGAAACUUGUUGAGUGGCAGAAAGAGCUUUAUAAGCAUGUAAUGAAAGAUAAUUAUGAAACACUUCUUUCCCUUGACUGUUCAAUUUCCAAACCAGAUUUGAUAUCAUUGAUUGAACGGGGAGAAGAACCUUUCAUCAGAAAUCUGAAGGAUUCACAGGAAACAAAAACUGCUAUCAGUUCUAGUGACUUUAGCCCUAUAGAACAGUUGUUUUGGGGACCUGAUAGAUCCAUGCAUCCAGGAAAAGUAGAAGGCUAUUUAGAUUGCCUACAACUUCACGGUUCUUCUGAGCCCUUACAAAAUGCAAUGAGAGAGGUUUCUGCUAUGUCUGACCAAGAAGCUUCCUUAAGAAACUUUUACAGCAAAGACACAUGGCAUCUAAUUCCAGAAAAGCAUAGCACCCUGGAAUCAACUUACUGUGAAAGAAGACCCCGUCACAAGCCCCAGAAUCCCUCUGAUUGGCAGGAAUUAUUGCCAGGGCAGAGAGUGCUCCACCCCUGCUCUGUCUGUGGGAAAAGAUUCUUGUCAAAGAUCCACUGGGUAAAACACCAAAGAUUGCAUGGGAAGACAGAGUCACAGAAAUAUUCCAAGAGUAGAAGGAAAACUAGAAGGCAGUCUAAUCUCCAUUGGCAACCCAGACUUUUUUGGGAGCAGAGGUGUUUCCAGUGCAGCGAGUGUAACAAGAGUUUUCGUUUGAAGCAAUAUUUGCUCAGACACUUGAUUGUGCACACAGAGAAGAGGCCCUUUCGGUGCCCCAAGUGUGAAAAGACAUAUCGCCAUAAGAGGAGUCUGAUCAACCACCAACUUAUGCACAGUGGAGAAAGACCAUUCCAUUGUCCCGAGUGUGAUAAGAGCUUCCGCCAAAAGAGCAACAUGAAGGCUCAUCAGCGUCGUCAACAUCAUGGGGAGAAGCCUUUCUCUUGUGUAGAAUGUGGGAAGGGCUUUGCUGAGAAAUCUAAACUCACUAGCCACAUGAGAGUGCACAGUGGGGAGAAGCCCUUCCAGUGUCCUGAGUGUAACAAAAGCUUCCACGUGAAAGGGGACAUGAAGGCUCACCAGCGUGUACACAGUAGGGACAGGCCAUUUUCUUGCAGCGAGUGUGGCAAGGGCUUCCUAGUAAAAUCUAAACUCAUCAACCACUUCCGAGUACAUACAGGGGAGAAGCCGUUCCAGUGUCUUGAGUGUGAGAAGAGCUUUCGGUUGAAGGGCAUGCUGAAAGUGCACCAGCGAGUGCACACUGGGGAGAGGCCAUUCUCUUGCAGGAAGUGUGGCAAGGGUUUCACCAAGCAAUGUAAGCUCACAGAACACAUGAGAGUACACAGUGGGGAAAAGCCAUUUGUGUGUCUGGACUGUGACAAGAGCUUCCGCCAAAAGGGACAGCUCCUGAGGCACCAACGCCUGCACACAGGACAGAUGCCCUUUUCAUGCCCUCAUUGUGAGAAGACCUUCCAUCUGAAGGCUGACAUGAAGGCUCAUCAAUGUUCACAUAGUAGGGAGAGGUCAUUCUCCUGCAGUGAAUGUGACAAAGAUUUCACUCACCAGAGUAAACUCACUGAACAUCUCAGGCUACAUAGUGGGGAAAAGCCAUUUCAGUGCUCUGAAUGUGACAAGAGCUUUCGUCUCAAGGGCAUUUUGAAGGCCCACCAAUGCAUACACAGGGGAGAAAAGCCAUUUUCUUGUAUUGAAUGUGGCAAGAGUUUUACCAAGCAGUCGAAGCUCACUGAACACAAGAGAGUGCACAGUGGGGAGAAGCCUUUCUGGUGUCAGGAGUGUGGUAAGAGCUUCCGCCUAAAAGGGCAGCUGCUCAGCCAUCAGCGCCUCCACACAGGGGAGAGACCCUUCCAGUGCCCUGAGUGUGAUAAGCGUUACCGUGUGAAGGCUGAUAUGAAGGCUCAUCUGCGCUUACACAGUAAGGAGAGGCCAUUCUCCUGUGAUUGUGGUAAGGGCUUCACAAAACAAUCUAAACUCAUUGAACACAUUCGAACACACACAGGGGAGAAGCCCUUCCAGUGCCCUAAAUGUGAUAAGAGUUUCCGCCUGAAAGGACAGCUGCUUAGUCAUCAGGGCCUUCACACAGGGGAGAGACCUUUCCAUUGCCCUGAAUGUGACAAGAAUUUUCGACAAAAGGGACAUCUCCUUAGGCAUCAACGCAUUCACAGGCCCGAGAGGCCAUUCUCUUGUGGAGAAUGUGGCAAGGGCUUCAUUUAUAAAUCUAAACUUGCCACUCACUUCAGAGUACAUACCAAGGGUAAGUCCUGUGAUGUCCCAAGUAAAGCUGAUAGUACACGCAAGCGUUUACACAUAUUUGCUUUAAUAGAAGCUGAUUGGAGUUGAGAAAGAUGUGGCAUAAUUAUGGCCAUCUAAGAAUGGAUAAUGGGCAGAAAUCAGGAAGAGGAGCCAAUUCUUAACCAAAAUACAUAGGAGAUGAAAAAAAAUUAGCCUCAUUUUCAAAAGAAUAUGUAGUCCCCCAUUACCCAUCUUGUCUCUUUUCCUAUCAUUCUGUUAUUUGAGUUCAGCCUCAAAUAUUGAAACAACAUUGAAACCAAUUCCUAAGUGAGAAAUAGAAAAGAGAAAAAUGAAGAAGAAAAUAAUUUUAUUAUUUUCAAGGCUGAAGUAAUAGAGGUGGUUCCCAUAUGCCUGUUACGUUUCUUGCAGAGUGACCUGUUUUCUGUGCAAUAUCUGUUGUGAGCUUCUUCUGCCCUCCUCUAGCCCUCAAAAUCUCUAUUAUUCAUUCCCUUUUUCUUCCUUGAUUCUAGUACCUGAGGAAGAAAUGGACUUCUAUUUUACAAGAAAUAAAUGUAAAACUGGGAUUCAAACCCCAAAUUAGGAUCACUGCCACAGCUAGAAUAAGAGCUUUAUGUGUUGAAGAAGUUUUAAAAUUAGAUGGAAUUGUGAUCAGUUUUUCCUACCCAUUCAUUUCCUUGGUAAUAGAUACCUCUAUGAAUGAAUGGUUAUGUGGUGACCCAUUAUCUCCAUCAGAGAGCUUAAAAGGAGAAAACUCAUGCACAAAACUUGUGUCCAAAAGAGCAUCUUUAGUAGAGGAUCUUACAGUUGAGCUGGCUGGAUAUGAGAGUGGAUAUAAGAGAACUUUAGUCUUCUAUAUCUCUAGUUUGGGGUGACAAAGUGACAGCUUCCUCAGAAAUGAAUUCCUAGCUUUUUCUUUUAGUAUAGGAAAGUCCCAUCUCUGUGGUAUAUAGAGAUGCUCCCUCUUCUUGAAAGCCUUCAGAGGCUCCACAUCUGUGCUUUGAGGUCUUUGAGCACAGUAAUUGGGUGAGGGGAAUGAGAAUGUGGUUUUGGAAAAGUUCUCAGUUUAUUCAUAAUUAAAAAGGGAAAAAUGGAGGAUUUUAUUGGUAGUCUAAUAUGCUAUGGGGAUGUUUGGGCCCAGGUGGACACUAAUCUAUGAAAUAAUUGGGGAAACCCCCUUGGCUAGUUUUAGGUAUGAAAGUAAAAGAAAGCAAGAAGCAAUUAAAUACUACAAGAGAGUCAAUUUAAAUCUUUCCAAACAGGUCCAGGAAGAAGACUUUGGGUUGAUCACUCAAGAGAAUAUUAGUGACCUUAUAGGAAGUACUUAUGGUUUUCUCUCUUUGAAUUCUACAUAUGAACACUAACUCAGCCUUUAAAGGCAGGGUAAACUUGUUAUACACAAAGAUCCUCACGAGGGAAGAAAGUUCUUAAUUAUUAAUAUUGCCAUGUAUAAUAUAUAUAUAUGUUCUUUUUUUUUUUUUUAGUUUUUUUGAUCCUCGUAGUUUUCCCUAGCAUUUCUCUUCUCCCUCUCCUAGACAGUCACCCCAUCUAACAAAUAGUACUUUUUUUUAAAGACAA
Sarcophilus harrisii (Tasmanian devil) is the source of this 4054-nucleotide messenger RNA. Its product is annotated as zinc finger protein 786. The coding region runs from base 158 to 2566 and encodes 802 amino acids. The record is from RefSeq and is a predicted model, not a curated record. Gene Ontology annotation, biological process: regulation of DNA-templated transcription. The transcript has 4 exons. Lineage: Eukaryota; Metazoa; Chordata; Mammalia; Dasyuromorphia; Dasyuridae.